Molecule: messenger RNA, 8462 nt
Organism: Anopheles merus
Lineage: Eukaryota; Metazoa; Arthropoda; Insecta; Diptera; Culicidae
Product: neural cell adhesion molecule 1-like
Exons: 19
Coding region: 1888-4836 (982 amino acids)
Source: RefSeq, a predicted model, not a curated record
GAUUUUUGCUUCAGUAUCAAUUUGUCACUGCUUCGGGUGUGUUCCGCAUACGCGGUUUGACGUUUGAGGGACGUCCGGUGCGUUUGGUUACGCGGAUCGUUUUUCCUCGCGAAAGGGUGCGUGCGGAAAUCGUUACGAACUCCCCAAUACGAAGUACGUUGUUCGCCGUGGUCAGCGAGUGUUGAAUGUAAUGAUUGUUUCUGUCCUGUUUAAGCUGGUGCCCUGAAACCUGAGACGCAAGCACUUUAGGCUGCGAUGCAAGUUAUCGGAAGCGCAACAAACGACAAAAGUGGAUAUCAAGUGAUGUGAGUUUGCCGGGACUUCGGUCGAAAUCACGCGCGUUUGUGUGUGUGUGUGUGAAGGGUGUGUGCGAGGUUUGGGUAUUCUGAUGAUUGUGUGUGCGACAGUGUGCGGUAGUGUGCUUCUCGCACAAGUGUGUGGUGUCAGCUUGAUGUGCGUAUGAUGCUUUUCCACGAAAAAACGUAGUGCCGUUACACCACCACCACGCCCGGCUCCGGUCGCGAUCAGCGUGAGGAUUGAGCAAUAAGUGUAGAUAUAUAUCGUAGCCAACUGGCUAAGCGUGUAUGGAAACGGUGUCGGCGGCGUGAAAAAAGCCAUCCUUCGCUACCGCGUGGGGAAGAAAACGGUGGAAAAUCUUGCGGAUUUUUUGUUGUGUGUUUGUGUGUGAGUGUGUGUGUGUGUCGGGUGUUCUGUGCUAGUGUUGGUUUUUGUUCUCCAGUUUCUCGGCCACGGUGCUAGGUGCUGGCACCAAACCCAGUCGCCCGUAUUUCCUGUGAAAGGCAAUUUAAUUAAUACAAGUGCUGAUUGGCCAAACGUGUCGCGGUGGUUGUUUUUUUCCGUGGCCACGGUGGUACAGCGGCGCUUCAGCGAAGGUGCACUGGAUCAUAGCGGAUUGGAUGUCUGGGGCCAAACAAGGUGGAAAAAAGGAAAAUCGUCACGGUCACGCUUACGCGCCCCAGUUUGGUGGACCCUUCGGGGGUGGAAAGCAGCGGCUGAAGGUGGACAAGACCGUGCUGGGGCUGGCACGGGAUGGCACAACGGACUGUUGGAAAGCAAUAAUUUAUCGAUUCCAAACCGCCACCCUAAAGUCUAAAGCCUAUGAAACCAUUAGCUGGCGACUGGUGACAGCGUGAUAAGAUGUUGUGCAGCGAACAGUUGUGAGCCACCGCAAAGUGGAGCUUGCUAAGAAAGCACUCGGUUGCUCUAACAGGAUCGUUCACGCUACAGUAAGUUUUACACCGACGAGUGGAAAUCGACAGCAAAAGUGUAAUUAACUCAUUGACCAACUUACCGUCAUCUCGCGCGAGUGAAAGCAUCGUCUUUGUGCCAUGAAAAGAAGGGAUAACUCGUAGCCAGGCGUCUCUGACGUUAUUCGCCUUACGAACGUUAUGGUUUCUGCGAGCGCUCCGUAGAGAAAAAGAAAAAGGCAGCACGGUGUUAAGAAUCCCGGAGCGUAAAACCUAAUCUUCUUUCAAGCAAUGACUUUGUGGUCGGCUACCCGUGGCAGAUCAUUGCUGUUCCAUUUAUGAAUGGAGGUGGAGAUUUUUUAAAGGCAAACCGAGAAAGCAACCAUUUUAGUGUCAGGUGAACGAGAUCGUGCUUGUUUUGUGACCGGAAAAGUGAGUUACAUUAAGAGUGAUUAUUAAUGUUAAAAGUAAUAAUUAGUACAUGUUGCUGGCACUACUAGCCAAACGAAUGCUUCAAGAGUGAAUUGUGCUAAUGUGCAGUUCGAAUAGUACGGGAAGAAUGCAUCCUAUAGGUGGUAUUCAUUGUGUUAGUGCUGAAGUGUACUGGUUCGUGGAGCGUUGUGCCGAAUGAUGAUGUUGUAAAUGAGCAGUAAAGUGAUGCAAACAUAGCAAAGUGGUGAUGGUGAAAAUGCGACGAAAAAUGAAACGCAACAUAGUUAACCAAGCGUUAUGUUUGGUCGCGAUCAACAUUAUUAUUAUUGUGCAAUAUGCUUCCGGGUUGCAGCAGGCAGCAGUGGAUAAGGAAAAACAUGUAAAAUCCUCCGAAAUACAGGCUGUAGAAGGUCGCAAGAUCUCUCUGCCCUGUCCUUUAUCAGCACCGUCCAGGGAUAAAGUGUACAUGGUCCUGUGGUUUAAGGAUGACGCUGGAAUUCCUUUGUACAGCUUUGACGUGCGGGGGAAACCUUUACAGCAGGCAAGGCAUUGGUCAGCGCCGGAAAUUUUCGGACCAAGGGCCCACUUCAACACCGACACCGAUCCGGCCACACUGGAUAUACAGGACGUUCGACGCCAUGACGAGGGUGUCUACCGCUGUCGGGUUGACUUUCGUACCAGUCAAACACAGAGCUUUCGAUAUAAUCUCAGCAUCAUCAUUCUUCCCGAGCAUCCCGUGGUCCUCAGUCAAUGGGGACAACAGUUAAACAGCUCGAAGCUUGGACCGAAAGAGGAAGGUGAUGACAUUGUCUUAACAUGUCGUGUUGUAGGAGGUCGCCCCCAACCGUCGGUCAAAUGGCUCAUCAACGGCAUCCUGGUGGACGAGCAGUACGAGCACAAUUCUGGCGAUGUCAUCGAAAAUCGGUUGCUAUGGCCCGCGAUCCAACGCUCGGACCUGAAUUCCAUCUUCACCUGCCAGGCAACGAACACGCUGCUGGUGGAGCCGAAGGAAAGCAGCUUUGUUCUAGAUUUACAUCUGAAACCAUUGAGUGUGAAGAUAAUGAACCCGCAGACGCCAUUAGUAGCCGAUCGACGAUAUGAAAUCUCCUGCGAAAGCGUUGGUUCGAGGCCAAAUGCGAUUAUAACCUGGUACAAAGGAAAGCGACAAUUACGUCGUGCAAAGGAGGAAAUACUGAACAACACCACCCGGUCGGAGCUCAGCUUCGUACCGACGACCGAGGACGAUGGGAAGCAGAUAACGUGCCGGGCCGAAAACCCAAACGUUACCGGCCUGUUUCUGGAAACAUCCUGGAAGAUUGAAGUUGUCUAUCCACCGAUUGUGUCGCUGCGGCUCGGUUCAACACUAUCGGCGGAUGACAUCAAGGAAGGGGACGAUGUUUACUUCGAGUGUCACGUCCAAGCGAAUCCUCCGUGGAGAAAAUUACACUGGCUACACGACGGUGUUAUGAUUACUCACAAUGCCACCGCCCGGGUGAUACGGUCCAAUCAGAGCCUGGUGCUGCAGAAGGUUACCCGCAACUCAUCCGGAAAUUACUCGUGCAGUGCAAUCAAUGCCGAAGGUGAAACGGUUAGCAAUCAGCUUGCGCUACGAGUCAAGUAUGCACCGGUAUGUGCGACCGAUCGGAUCAUCAUUGUCGGUGCAUUCCGUAGCGAAUCGCUGCAAAUACCGUGCGAGGUACAUGCCGAUCCGCCCCCACGGCAGUUCAACUGGAAGUUCAACAAUUCGGGCGAAACGCUCAAGAUAGGCAAGGAGCGCUACGUUAAGAAUGGUUCCAUCAGUCUGCUUAACUACAUACCGGUCAGCGAUCAGGACUAUGGGACGCUCACCUGCUGGGGUCAGAAUGAGGUCGGCACCCAGGAUUGGCCCUGUUUCUUUCAAGUCGUACUCGCAGGGCUGCCAUCGGCGGUAAAAAACUGCUCGAUAAACAAUCAAACGCAGCACUCAGUCGAGGUGCAGUGUCUGCCUGGGUACGAUGGAGGAUUACCGCAAAUUUUCAUUCUCGAAGUGAUUUCCAGCCGGACCGGCCGUGUGCGGUACAACGUUACCAACCCGGACGAACCGUACUUUCUGGUGGAGUCGCUUGAGAACCUGAUUCAUUACGGCGGUGCGUAUGACGACAUCGGCGACGACAACCCACUGAAAGCCAUCAUUUACGCCGUCAAUCAGAAGGGCCGCAGCCAAGGCAUCGUGGUGAAGGACUUCUAUCUCGAGAGUGCUGUCGAAAACCGUGCAGGAGUGCUAACGAGCAACUCGCUUGAUAGUAUCUCGCCGAUCCUUUUCGGCGUGUUGCUGACGCUGCUGGUGCUAUGUUUCGUUAUCUUCGUGCGAGUGUACUACAUCAAAGCGACUGCCACCAGCACCACCAUCACGAAUGUUAGUAAUGACUUAGUUAGUAAUUCAAAGCAAGGUAACAACAAACAGGAUACGCUAGCCAAGAAAUCCGCCAAACAAAGCCCUCGCUGGCAGCAGGGCAACAGUGGCGGUGGCGUCGGCGGCGUCGGUGGCUACGGCGGAACCGGAACCGGAUGCGGACUGAUCGUCGAUGGACGAUCGCGGGACGAAAAGCUGGGCGCACCGGACGGGAUGGAGGACGAGCGGGACCCCGACGUAAUACCCGCCCAGUUCGCAGUGUCGAACGAUUCAGAAAGUGUUAGCUUCAACUCCUCCAAGUGGCCAAACGGGAACUUUUACGACAGAUAUCCAAACCAUGACAUACGACCAUCGGAGCUUCUGUUACCGUCCGCGGCAGGGACAUUAGGACCGACAGCGACGACGGCGACGACGAAUCAAUUACACCCGAAUGUUAAUCAACCGGGUGAUAGUAUUAAAUUAGGUCCAUACUACACGCCCAGCGGUCUAUUGACGGGUGGUGGCGGUGGCCCCACCGCACCGGGUACGACCGGCACUACGCUGGCGGGCGCCUACCUCAGCCCGGCCGGGUCACAUCCCCUCGACAGUGGCGGCUUGGACGGGGUCGGUGUUGGCGGCCCGCUAAUGUACAGCAGUGCGGGCAGUGGCCAAACGCUCGUCGGUAACCAUCAUCAAUCAAGCCUGCUGCCGAAUGGGACCGCCGGCAGCACCGGCACUGGAGUUAAUCCUAACGAUUAUGACAUCAAUGUACAUACCAUCAAAAAUAUGCUAAUGACGACGCGCGUCCCCGAGAGUUGCGUUUAGUUUUGCUGCGACCACAGACCACAGCCAUCCGGCAUGCCAUCGCGGGUAGUGGAAAUUUUCUCAAGAAUGAUGCUUGCGUAAAGGCACGGCGCACACGGCGAUUCUGGCUGAUGGAAGUGUUUUUGUGAAGGCGGAGAGCGGCUACUUCCAGGAGGGUGUUGUUUUUUGGGUGUUUGUAGAAGAUGCUUACGCCUUUGAGUUGUAUCUCUUUGCAACAGGUUGCAUUGAUGAAAUCUUGAAUCGUUAUUGAAAAGACCUACACCUAAAAACAUGUCUAACUAAAUUGAUCAAUGAACGGCAGAGUUGGUACAGAGUUGGUAGUCUUCCUUUCCGACAAAAACAAUGUGAACAAUAAAUAAAUAAUGUGAAAAUCCCUAAAAAACAAUGAUUGGAUCCUUUAAAUUACAGAACAAAUUCUUCAACAUAAUUUAAGUUUAUCAUAGUAUAAUAAUUGAUUUAAUACUUCGUUUGAUGCGCUGCUAUGGUCUUAUCUUAGGUACCAAAUGUGUCAUUGAAUAAAUACGAAAAUUGUAAACAUUCCUACAUUUGGCCUUUUCCGAUGGUAUUUACUUGCAAAUUGAUACAAUUUGGUGCUUUGAAAAAGGUGACGGAAUUUCAUUGAACCACAACUUUUUACAUGAAAAACACAUGACAUGAAGCACAGAUCAUUGAUUAAAGCUCAGUACACUAUUUUGAGAUUUUUACUGGGAGUCUAAAUAUUCUUGAAAAAGUAUGUGUUUUUGGUAAACAUGAUUACAACAUAUUUUAAAGAAUAUUUUAAAAUGUGUGUAAUAAACAUAACAACAGUCGGAAAAUAUGUAGCUAAUGCUUUAAACAGUUCAUAUACCCUCUCGACAGGAUAGUUUUUACAGACUCGAAUAAAUACUUCAAAUAAUUUAAUUUAAUUUAAUUAAUAAAAUAACAUUUUCGUAUUUAUUUACUGUCACAUUACCGUACAUUGUUUUAAUCCUAAAUUUUAUUGACAGAUUUGUUAUUUGUCCAGAAUUUUUGACAGCUUAUAUUAUAUUUUUUUACGUUUGUAAUUUACGUUCCCUGGUGUAGCCGUCCGUGGAUACAAUUCGCCCCAAUUAAAAAAAAAUCCAUAUGCAUGCACACAAUCAAUGAUGAACAAUAGUAAUAUUUUUCUUUAGCAUUUGUGCACAAAUUUUUAAUCUUAUUUCAUGCGUUAAACAAUUAGUUUAGUUAAAUUUAAAAUAAUAAUAAAAUUAAUUAUUUAUUAGUUUUUUUUAUUAAAUAACGAAAAAUAUUCAGCAUAAACGUGAAAUGAAAAUAUGCGAGAAAAAUAACAAUAUUAAACUUAAACAAUAUUUUGGAAACUGAAAAUUAAACUAAGAAUAAGUUUCAAAAAAUAAUAAGAAAACUUCGAAUAAUUGUAACAGAAUUGAAAGAUUUAAUGUAAACUGUCAAACUAUCAGAAGUAUUAGUUUUUUUUAUUAUUUUUAUUCAAUAUUAUAAAUAUAUGAUAUUUUUUUAGAUAAUUUGUUCCACCUUUUAUAGGUUCAUUGCAGAGCGUCCAUUGAUGGGAAGACCCAAUUUGUAAAAAAAAAUGUUUAUGUUAAAUUACUUGAAACGAAUUACUAAUUAAAUUACUUUACUGGUUUUAUUAAAAUUCAUAAAAAGUAAAACUCCCUAAAUGAAUUCAACAAAAGGACAAAUCAAUUGUUUAUUUUGUAUACCUUCCAACAUAGUGCACAAAGGCUAAACAUGCUUGUUAUCAAAAAGUAAAGACAAGAAUUUCGUGCUAAAAGAAAGCAAAGACAAGAGUACCGAAACUAGUUAACUGUUAGUGAAAUGAAAAACUCUCCUGUCUUGUUUUUGUGUAAUGUGUCAAAGUCAUUUCAUUCGUUAAUUAACGUGAACAAUCUGCUCGUUAUGUUGCAUGUGUCCAAUCGGAGUGUGUCAAAGCACGGAAGCUCACAUGAAAGCGCAAUGGAACUACUUUACCCCCGUACCAGCCGAGGUACAAAACGUUACAAAACAUCAAACGUUAAAUGGUAACCAAAAAAAGCAGAAACAACAAUACUUGAAAACGGUUUGAACCUUCAUGUGACCUAGAAUUUGCAGCAACUUUUGUAACACUUCUCAAAGGAAAAACAAAACCCCGGGAGAGAAAUAGAGGAAAUGUAAGCUGUGAACAUUGCCGAGAAUUGUUCGUCUUCGGUACUGACCGUUAAGAUGCCCGUUAAGUUUUUCUGUUCAAUUUGCAUUUUAAACAUGGAAUGAACAUUAAACGUUACAUCAAAGUCUUCGUAAAAUGCUUACCAAACAUGCGGAGAGUUGCAUUUAAUUAAAAAAAAAACUAAAAGAGUGUGUAAUAGAAACAAAAAACAAGACAAACAACUAAAAACAUUGAUGUUAACGUAAAUGUAAUAGAGUAUAUGGAAGAGAGAAAACCUUGUAUAGGAGAAGUGUUUUAAUUAGGAAAAAGCGUGCGCUGACCACUUUUAUUUCGUAUGACGCUGAGUGGAGAAUACUUAAACCAAGAAAAAGACCCAUAAAAUACGCCAUGGAGGCGCAUGGUCGCUCACAAUUUUACCUAGGUAGUCCAAUUGAAGCGGGGCGCUCUUGUGCUGAGCGCUGAUGAGGAUGAGGUGCUUGCUAGUAGCCAAAUCUCACUGGAACUGCCUCAAAUUACCACGAAUUUCGCAUAAUUUGUUCCACUCCAUAUCACAACAGUUGUGUGCCAACGUUUUUUAAGUAAAAUCCAACCGCCCUCUCAAACAUAUCACGCAAACAUGUAUGAUCAUUUUCCAAUAAUCCAUCAAUACGUAGAACCAUAUCAGUAACGGUAAUGAUUUUAAAUCCUCGUAACAAACGUGCUCCCAACAUAUCUCCGAUUUCAGUAGGGACUUUCUCCAAACCAAUCCAAAACCACACAUUUUCUCGCGUUGUUUCCGGGUGUAGUAGUAAUCGCAGUACAAUAGAACGACCUAAUUGUAUAUAGGGACGAGUGUUUUUCCCCCAACCACACGUGUACAUGACACCCUGUAUGAUUGCGAAAAAAAGUGAAUAGAGAAAAAAAUGUAAAUAAUAGUGUAGUUAAAAAAACAAGAAAACUUUACAUGGCGUUUUAAAACCAAAAUAAAACAAAACCUCUACAUAAUCGUAAUGGCAGAUAGGUACACAGUCCCGCAAAUAAUGGCUAGAUUUUAUAAACAUGUCUGUUUCCUUGCUCGUUUUUUGCUCCUUCUUUCGUCUAGCGCUGGCAAAACUGAAAAGCUCAGUCCGGAGUUGUACAGAAAGUUAGCAGGUUCUAGAGAAAGAGAGAGUGUUUGUGUGUGUGUGUGUGUGUGUGAGAGAGAGAGAAAAUCAUACUAGCAACGCAUAAAUGGAAUAUGUAAAAUGUGUUCGUGAAAUGGAAAUUUGUUCUAAUUUAUAGAAACGUUACCGUAACGGAGGGAUAGCGAUAAAUCAUCAGCGAUAAAAGGUAAAACAAAGGUAAAAAAACAGAAGAGGAAACAAAAGAGGAAACAGAAAGCAAAACAUUGUAAUGUUGUUGUACAAAACAGGAGAUGGACAUAAAAAUAUGAUUGAAAAAAUGGGAGUAAAAAACAAGAUCAGUAACAGACGAAACAACCAUAGCAGAUAGUUUGAAAUACACAACA